This is a messenger RNA of Aedes albopictus (Asian tiger mosquito), 2063 nucleotides long. RefSeq names its product peptidoglycan-recognition protein LA (gene PGRP-LA). NCBI's taxonomy places the organism in Eukaryota, Metazoa, Arthropoda, Insecta, Diptera, Culicidae. The record is from RefSeq and is a predicted model, not a curated record. Gene Ontology annotation, molecular function: N-acetylmuramoyl-L-alanine amidase activity; zinc ion binding. Gene Ontology annotation, biological process: peptidoglycan catabolic process. Bases 560 to 1561 code for a protein of 333 amino acids. The transcript has 5 exons.
UAUGACUGGACAAACUCCGCACAAACACGAAGGAGGCGCACAGUACAUGGUACGAUGCGCGCAGAACCGACACCACCGUCCGUCGUCUCGAUCGCACACCAUCGUCGUCAUUCGCUACGCAAAAGCGCGAGAUUUGCGUUGAGGUUGGAUUAACUAAACAAACAGUCGGCGAGGCGUCACUCGCUAGCCGACCGUCGAUCAGAAUGGUCCCAAAUUGUGACCGAAAAGUGAUAGGCCUACGAAGAAGUUUACAAACAGCUGACGAACACGUGAAUGGAACUGGCCCAGUGCUAGGCACCGCCAAGUGAAACGUGACUAAGUGUACCGACAAACUGACCAUUGUUUGAAGCAUCUACACUGGAUACAGUAGCAGCUAAUUCAAUUUAAAUUGCAUUUCCGCUGCCCAUGAUAUUUUAUAAUCCCUAAAUCCAGUAGUGAAGUGAAAUCUACGGUUAGCAGUUGAAGCAAUGGUGACAUAGCCGGUUCGGUGAAGAAUGUUCAGUAUGAAAACAAGUUGCCUAUAAUUAAGUGGUGAUAUAUGCUAAUCUCCCAGUGAAUCAUGAAACUACUGCUGAAAAUACACAACAAGGAGCGAAACCAUGUCAAUCUGCAGCGGAAACGUAAAUACUACCGUCGAGUAUCCAAGUCAUCAUCCUCCUCAGCCGGCAAGAACUCAUCCUGUGCAGUGUCAUCAGAAGCCAGUUAUAAUGCUAGAACCGGACGAAACAACCAAAGCCGAGGCCUUCCAUCGCCGGAACAUUCGUCAGUGCUGAGACAGGAACGAUACUUCCUUUAUGGAGCGCUCAUCCUUUUUACCAUAAUUGCCUUUUCGACAGCGCUGUAUUUCGUCAUAAACCAAUCACAAAGCAAUUCUAGCCCUAGUCAGCCGGAGAUCCUCUUCGGCAAUAAUUACGUAUCGGGAACUAUUCCCAACCUUGGCAACGGCCAUCUAGUCAUCGAUCGUCAAAACUGGGGUGCCCAAAGCGAAGCCCGCGGUCCAUACCCGCUACAACAUCCUACACCAUACGUCUUGAUCACCCAUAUUGGGGUUCAGUCAACGCCCUGUGUGGAUAUGUACCGAUGCUCAAUCAAAAUGCGAACAAUUCAAGACGCGGCCGUAGCUGAGCAGAGUCUACCGGACAUUUCCAACAACUUCUACCUCGGUGGCGAUGGCUUUAUCUACGUCGGUCGAGGAUGGGAUACAGCGAAUGCGUACGCAAAUCACACGCUCUCGGUAUGCUUCAUGGGAGACUACGUUCGGUAUGAGCCGAAUGACAAACAGUUCUCUGCCCUUGACCACCUGCUUGCCCACGGAGUCGCAAAAGACUAUUUGACAAAGGAUUAUAAACUCGUGGCUCAUAAUCAGACCAGAACAACCAGAAGCCCUGGGCCGUACAUCUACGAAAGGAUAUCCAAAUUGCCACGAUGGUCCCCUUGUGGAAGUCCCGGUUACAGCGCAUGCGGUGCCGAAAUUGGACUGCCAACCGUUUGGGCUCAGGACUAUCCGAAGAAAACCGUUACCAGUAAUCAUCCACCAACAGUAAAUCAAGCGGACGUAUGAACAACAUCAGUCGGUGCAAAAUAAAUCGUUUUAGUGCGUGUAUUUCGCUUGUGUUUAUCAGUAUGAAAACGAGCAAACACACCUACUUAUCGUAUGCAGCAAAAGCAACAACACCAGGAAUGACAAACGGAAACGGGCACUUAAGAAGAAGAUUAUCGUUAUAGUUCGUAAGGUUGCAUUAGUUAUACGCAAGCACUGUUUGACGAUUGUGGGCAUUGGCUCCGCACAUGGAAAUCAUGUGAAUUAAAAUUGGGAAUCUCCGUAAGAUGAUCUAGAUGUGAUUGAGACUAAAAUUCUUUAUUAGAGGAAACGUAACUAUCAGGUAAUUUACAACUAAUGUAAACUAAUAUGCUCAUAUGAAUGCAACAUAUUGUAUGCAAAUCGAUGUAUUGUUAAAUAUUUAUUUAAGCUUGGAUUUUACGCAUGUUGCUUUCACGGCAAUAUGCUCAAAAUAAUGUACAGGUUGGAAAAUACGAUCAUUACAAUAAAUCAUAAUGUGAAU